AUGGUCCUGAUGCUUCUAAAAUGCGCGCUUGUGGCGUUUGCUGCUGUGGAAGCCGUGCGAUUUGACACUGCAAGCCGCAGUGUGGAGCCGGUGGCAAUCAACACGGUCCAGAAGUGCGGCGACAUGUCUAUGCAUGUUUCGGGAACCUCCGACGAGGACGAAACCAUUGACGAGACUACGUGGUUGGACUCUGACAUUGUCAAUAGUUUCGGCGGUUACCCGAUUUUCCAGCGGCAGACUUCCGAAGGCAGGCGUCUGCAGUAUUAUCUUGGUUGCAAUCACACGGGGCGCGCGGUCCUGUAUUUCGACGAGCUUGAUGACGAUGGGGAGCCUGUGCCCGGCACUUUCGCAGUCCGUCAGCUGGAGAUUGGACAGCCCCUGCGAAUUUACGUGGGCUUGGACGGAGAGGGAGAGGAAGCAGCUGAGUUCUCGUGGAGCCUUCUUAUUCUGGAGACCCUGGUGCAGGGCGUAGUGACCUUCUGGGAGGAUUCUGGAAUCAGGUACAUGGAUUUUAUCGGACCUCCGCCUCCGGGUUCUGCAAUGACAACGACAUCAACACCAAGGACUAUUCAACCGCAGUCCGCGUGGCGCCGAGCAAGGCGCAGGCUAUGGUUCGUCACGACCUCCACUCCAGAACCGGAGCCUGCAGAAGACGCAGAUGAGAGCCCCAGCGAAGCGGACUCGGACAUCGUGAGCGUCCAGACCGGCAGGGUGCAAAAGGCUUUGCAGCUCGAUCCUGGGACCCAGGAGGCUUCGGACACGACAGCUGUGGAUCCUGCUUCUCCCCAUCUUCGUGGCCUCACCUUUUGUCACAGAGGAGUGACCCUGGAAAUCCAGGGCACGAUGGACCGGACGGCCUCCAACAAAUCCGUCCUCAAGCCUGUGCAUCAAAAAGUCAAGGUCCCAGCGUCCUUUUACACCAAGCUGGGGGGCAUGAGGAUCUACACCAAGCAAGCACACGGGCAGCUGGACAAGGUUUACUUCCUGCGCUGUGAUUACACGAACGGCCAGCCCUUCUUGAUCAUGCGCCAGGGCGGUGAUGUGCAGGUCAGGCGCUUCAACAUCAAGUGGUGGAGGACGACAAGCAUUUCUGAAUCGCUUGGGGAGCGGUUGACGCUCCUCGCCGACCCCACCUCCGUCCCCUACCCUGUUGUGAAGGGAUACAUCACCGUCACGCCGGACUAG
This is a messenger RNA of Symbiodinium sp. CCMP2456, 1185 nucleotides long. The record is from the annotation of a GenBank genome assembly. Lineage: Eukaryota; Dinophyceae; Suessiales; Symbiodiniaceae.